AUGACACCAUUCACGACAUUAUUCGCGCCAUCCUUACCACCACACUGUACACCGACCGAACCCUGGCUGUUCGACCUAUCUUCAUACUUCCAUUCGUGCAUACCGACACCGCAGGCCGCCAUCUCCACCGGUCUUGGGACCUUGUCGAUCGUAUCAUGGCUGUUCGCACAGAUGCCUCAAAUAUACAAGAAUUACCAGAUCAAAUCGACGGCGGGGCUCUCGUUAUUCUUCCUGGUUGAGUGGCUGUUGGGAGAUGCUACCAAUCUACUGGGGGCGUUGUUCACACACCAGGCGACGUGGCAGGUGAUAAUAGCCAGCUACUAUGUCUUCGUGGACGUGUGUCUGGUCAUACAAUAUUUCUGGUACACAUACGCGUCUCGAUGGGUGUAUGCAGAGAGUCUGCACUCAUCGAGUAGCAGUAUCGAUGGAGACGACGCCAGUGAUAUGAUCAAUAGUCUGUCGCCGAUCAACACCAGCUUCCGUGACGACGCGGAACCGAACAUGGAGGAAAUGAGCCGAGCGGACGAGCAGCCGACCAAACCAGUCAAUGCGCCCCAGUUCUCCAAUGUUGACUAUGAGCAGUCUGCACCGCGACCGACCAGUAUGGGCGAGAAGUUCGGGACAAGCUGGCUAGCAUCACCAAGAACAAUGCUCUUUGCCACGACUCUAUCCACAUUGACCAGACCUGCUGCAUCGGCACCAAUCCCGCCUCCCUCGGACUUGAGCAAGAUACAUCUCUUCCGAGCGGGAACGAACCUGGAGCUUGCUGGGAUGAUCCUUUCUUGGUCUUCAACGUUGCUCUAUCUUGGCUCACGCCUCCCACAGCUGUACAAGAAUUGGACGAGGCAGUCAACGGCAGGCCUAUCGCCAUUAUUGUUCUUUGCGGCGUUCUGUGGCAACUUCUUCUAUUCAAGCUCAAUGCUCACGAAUCCGUACGCGUGGAACGACUUCGAGCCAUACGGAGGACAUGGCUGGGCAGAUGAGCACGGCUCGAAGCGUCUGGAAUGGAUUGCGAGCGCCGCGCCAUUCUUCUUGGGUGCGUUUGGCGUUUUGUUCCUCGACGCUACGAUGGGAGUGCAGUUCCUUAUGUACGGAGAGACGGAACAGAAGGUCGUCAAAGUCAGAGAUGGGAAGGGACAUAGUCAUUGGGAAAGGGUGAAUGGUUGGAUGCGAGGCUGGAUCCCAACGAUCAGUGGCAAAGAGAAGGUGGUCGACCUGGCUGAGAGCCAGAGGUUGCUUGGUGACAGUCGUGGCCAUCAGAUGAAUAGGCGGAGCACGACGGAGUAUGGGACUUUGGGGACGUUAUGA
Molecule: messenger RNA, 1308 nt
Organism: Cyphellophora attinorum
Lineage: Eukaryota; Fungi; Ascomycota; Eurotiomycetes; Chaetothyriales; Cyphellophoraceae
Product: putative vacuolar amino acid transporter YPQ1
Exons: 1
Coding region: 1-1308 (435 amino acids)
Source: RefSeq, a predicted model, not a curated record